AUGAGCUCGUUACUACAAUUCAACUUCUCAUCCUCGCUGCUUGCUGCUGAUCCAGCACCUGCAUAUCUGGAUACAGAGACGAUACCAGUGGACGGCAAAAGGAUUGUGCUUUCAUCCGGUAAACGUAUCACGCUCAAACCUCGCAAACCAAGACACGUCAACUUGGGUGAUGAGAAAGAUCAUUCAGAGCUGAUAAACAUUCACACACUCCUAUCCAAACUAGAAAUAGAAGAAAAGGCUGCUGGACAGACAACUCGCGAGAAAUCAAGGCCUCCACGAAACCGGUCUACAACACCCACCUAUAAAUUAUGGACAGAGAAAUAUAGGCCUUCCGGCUUUCUGGACCUUGUAGGAAACGAAAGAACAAAUCGGCAAAUUCUCCAGUGGCUAAAUCAGUGGAAUCAGGUUGUUUUCGGGAAACCGUGCACAGAAACGACCGACUUUUACAACCGUCCAGAUAAACGAAUUUUACUCAUCCAUGGGCCGCCUGGUAUUGGAAAGACUUCUAUUGCACAUGUGAUCUCAAAGCAACUGGGAUACGAGGCACGUGAGAUAAAUGCUAGUGAUGAGCGUGCUGGAGCAACGGUCCAGGAUAAAAUCAAAAAUGCCAUGAAGAAUAACUCGCUGACAGGGAGCCCUGUAUGCCUAAUUCUGGAUGAAAUAGAUGGAGCCACGGAGCACGGAUUCAUAAACAUACUGGUGGACCUUAUCAACAAGGACCGCCGUGACACAGCUUCUCUGGGUCUUGAUACGAAGGGCAAACCAGCAAGACAGAUUUUAAAACGUCCUAUCAUUGCCCUAUGUAAUGAUGUCUACUCGCCGGUGUUAGAGAAGCUGAGGCCACACUGUGAAACUAUUGCUUUCCGCAAAUCUCAUCCACGUCUGGUCAAAUCAAAACUGAAGAAAAUCUGUCAACGAGAAGCCAUCACUGCGGAUGACCGUGUCUUGGACGCGAUAAUAGAAUCUACGGAAGGCGAUUUGAGGAACUGCAUUAACUUUUUACAGUUCAACUCGUCGGCUUCUACUUUGAAUCUCGAGUCAAGCUCAAAGGACACCCAAAUAGGAUGGUUUGUUCAGUUGGACAAUAUUUUUGUCAGAAGCGCAAAAGUCAGCAAGCAAGAACAAUUUCAAAAAGUGUUCCGGUCCCUUUCGUCCUCAGCGCAGGUGGACAGGGUGACUACAGGAUGUUUCAAUGUGAUGCUUGACACGGACACCGAGAUCAGUAGAUUAAGCGAGAUCUCGGACUGGUUGUACUUCCAAGACGCACUUGGCACAAAGUUCUCCUCUUUUGAUGCCCAAGAUCUCACUUUCUAUCAGUCGGCAGUGCCGAUGAAAUUUUACCAAAAGUUUAACGAAAUCAGCCAUCUGUCGGAAAAGAGGUACAAUUAUCGAACUCGCGACCGCUUUUUUGAUUUAAGAAAACAGACAGCUGAAGCUCUCCAAAGAAUUAAGCAUUUGAACAAUCAAGCAGACAGUUUCAAACUUGCCAAUCGUGUACAAUUGGUGGGCUACGAACUUAGUCUAAUCAGCGCGAUACUCGUUCCUGACGUUCCGUUCAGACAGAUCGAGAUGGUAGGUGGAGGCGGCAAACUAUCCAGAAUAAUAGAGCUCAUGGAAGCUUACUCGCUGCGCAUCGACCUAUCGAAAAACGAGUACGGGAACGCGACUGCCCAAAUACGACCUGCAAUUCAUCUUUUUGGCAACUUUUCAGCGAAGCAGCAGCAAAUAUUGGUGAGACUACACAAGGAACUGCUCACAAAAUAUAUCCAAGGACAGGAGUUCAAGACAAUAGAUCGCAAGCGGAAGGCACCACGCGACAACGAUCAGACAGCCAAAAAAAGUAAUUGCAGCUCAAGUGUGGAAUAUUUCAAGAGUAAGUACGCGGCUUUAACAGAUCAGUUAAGACACGCGAAAAGCAGCAAAGAAUUUUCUGCAGCAGUGAUGGGUCAAAAUGAGUACAGAAUUUGGGUCAAGUACCAUGAAGGCUUCUCGAACGCGGUCCGUCGAGAUAUCACAUGGGAGCACCUUUUCGCCGGACAAUGCGGGCCUUUAUAG
Molecule: messenger RNA, 2055 nt
Organism: Ogataea angusta
Lineage: Eukaryota; Fungi; Ascomycota; Pichiomycetes; Pichiales; Pichiaceae
Exons: 1
Coding region: 1-2055 (684 amino acids)
Cellular component (GO): nucleus
Molecular function (GO): ATP hydrolysis activity; DNA binding; ATP binding
Source: RefSeq, a predicted model, not a curated record